Rhododendron vialii is the source of this 779-nucleotide messenger RNA. RefSeq lists its product as uncharacterized. Bases 79 to 600 code for a protein of 173 amino acids. Lineage: Eukaryota; Viridiplantae; Streptophyta; Magnoliopsida; Ericales; Ericaceae. The transcript is spliced from 4 exons. The record is from RefSeq and is a predicted model, not a curated record.
CAAACUUCAGUGUAUUCUAUGUGUGCUUGUUUGAGUCCUGUGAUCAUUGAAAUUUUGAAUCUCUAAUCAUAUAUCCUCAUGAUGUCUUUGAUCACAUCCUCUGUUUUCAUCUUCUACUUGUGUAUUUGUUCAUCGCAUGCAUGCAAUGCUCGACGUCUCGGGCUCACUGACAAUGGAGGAGGUUUCGGCAAAAGACUUCUUUUUCCAAGCAAGUCACAGGCAUUCCCAAACAUGGUAGUCAACAUGGAUUCAACUAAAAAGGGAGCAGAGUUUGGUGAUAGCAUUGGUUACAAGAGUACUCAUGGUGGUGAAAUGAUCACUGAAAAGCCGAAGGGAAUGAAAUUCAGUGCAGAAGAAGAAGCAGCAGCAAUUUCAGGAAAUAAGAUCGAAGAGUCAUCAUCUCAUAUGGGCUUGCAAAAGGCUAUAGAAAUAGAGGACCCAAGAUGGCAAAAUUCAGGAAGGGUAAUACUUGAGCAUGACCCCCAUGGCAUACAACAACAAGAAGAAGAGACACAUUCUACCUACCAUAACAGUGUCAAUGAAGUUGUACAAGAGGUUGAUUAUGAGCCCGCACAUAUGAAUAUCCCAACUCAUAACUAAUAAGCUUUCAUAAGCUAGCUGAAUAGUGAGCACGGUCUACAAUAUUAUAUGUGUGUUAUUCUGCAGAGUAAGAUAAGACGCAACAACCGUGACGUUAAUUUCUGGUUUAUCGGUAGAAUGUAGGGAUUUAAUUUGGCAAAUGGCUAUGUUAAUUUGGAGUAUCCAUCUCUUGUUAUGAA